AUGCUUCGUCGACAAGCGCGUGAGCGCCGAGAGUAUGUCUACAAGAAAGCGCUCGAAUCUAAGCAGCGGCAGAUCUAUGAGCGGAAACAAAAGAUCCGCGAGGCUUUAGCGAGUGGCAAGCCACUGCCACCCGAGCUGCGUGGCCCUGAGGCGGAAGCACUUGCGAAGAACCUGGCUUUGGAUGCCGCUCAGGAAGAGCCAUUGACGUCUAUUGACGAUGAAUACUCACGUGCCGGCCAAUAUGAUCCCCGUAUCCUUAUAACAACGGCUCGCAGUCCCUCAUCACGUCUGUCCCAGUUUGCAAAAGAGCUGCGUCUUGUGUUUCCGAAUUCGACGCGCAUGAACCGCGGCACAUAUACCAUGCCAGAACUUGCAGCGGCCGCGCGAUCGAACGGAAUAACAGACAUGAUUGUGGUGCAUGAACAUCGUGGUGUGCCUGAUGCGAUGGUUGUCUCGCAUUUUCCGCAUGGCCCGACGGUCAUGUUUACUUUGCACAACGUGACCCUACGACAUGAAGUGGCAAGUCACGGUAACUCAACUGUGAGCGAGCAAUUCCCACAUCUGAUUUUUGAUGGAUUUGGCGGUCGUCUUGGUGAGCGAGUGAAAAGUGCGCUCCGAUUCCUCUUUCCGGUGCCGAAGGAUGAUGCACGGCGUGUAAUGACGUUUGCUAACCGGAAUGAUUUCAUCAGUUUCCGGCAUCAUGUUUUUGUCGCGACGCACCGCGACGUUCACCUAGCCGAAGUUGGUCCCCGAUUCGAUCUUCGUCCUUACGAGAUCCGACUCGGCACUCUCGAGCAAAGUGAGGCGGAUGUUGAGUGGGUCCUUCGGCCAUACAUGAAUACUACACGCAAGCGUAGUCAGCUCACGGGACCUAGCUCUGUAUAG
This is a messenger RNA of Malassezia globosa CBS 7966, 885 nucleotides long. RefSeq lists its product as uncharacterized. Gene Ontology annotation, biological process: rRNA processing. NCBI's taxonomy places the organism in Eukaryota, Fungi, Basidiomycota, Malasseziomycetes, Malasseziales, Malasseziaceae. The transcript is spliced from 2 exons. Gene Ontology annotation, cellular component: nucleolus; Mpp10 complex; small-subunit processome. The record is from RefSeq and is a predicted model, not a curated record. The coding region runs from base 1 to 885 and encodes 294 amino acids. Gene Ontology annotation, molecular function: snoRNA binding; rRNA primary transcript binding.